AUGUCGAUACCGUCCACACCGAGAUGGCCUGCAGACGAAACGGGCGUGCCAGAGAUAGCCGGCGACGAGUGCUUCGGAGAUCUGGUAGACAAACUGUGCCAGUUCUUUGAGCAUAAGAUCAAGCUGCCACAUACCUUCGAAGACUUGCGUCGAUCGCAGGAGGGCCGGGCAGUCCAGCCUCUCAUCGCAUACCUGUCCACCCAAGUCGACCACCCUGCCCUCGUAUCCGCUCUACUAGCCCUGAAGGGGCAUUUCUCUGCCUUGGAGGAAACCAGCGACGAGCCUGGUGUGAACGAAGCGCGAGGCUACGCAUGCGAGUUCGUAGCCUGGCAAUUCUUGACGAACCUGAAAGAAGCCGACAUCAUCGAGUCUCUGCUAGUAGAACUCCCGCCGGCAACGACGCCGACCACCUCCAACCCACCGAACGGCUACCACUCGGGCGAGAACGAACGCGACACCACACAUGCCGACGAGCGGUCGCCUUUGCUUCCCGUAUCCAACACCGACUACUUCGGCCACGCCGACUCUUCCAGAUCACGCUUCGGAUCGCUGAUGUCACAAUGCGAGAAUCUCAGUGCAUUGGAGCUUGCGACUGUAUCUGGUGCGAAGAAGUUCCUGUCUCAGAGACCAGUCCAGAAGAUCAUAAAUGGCUUGUGGAAAGGCGACAUCGUAUUCUGGGAGACCCUCAGUCUACACUCGGAGAAGAAGCCCAAAAAGUACAACCGGAAGCAGGCCGAUCCCUUCUCCCGGCUACGCGUUCCAUUGUACUUGAAGAUUUUCGAGACACUCUUUUUCGCGGCAUUCUUGGGACUGUACUACGCAGUUCUAGUGCAGCGAAACAACGCCCGAGUAACCAUUCCCGAGAUACUGCUAUACGUGUGGAUUGCCAGCUUCGCGUACGAUGAAUUUUCGGAUUGGUUAGACGCAGGGCAAAGCUCGUUCUAUGCCUCGGACUUUUGGUGGACCUGGGACAUCAGUAUCGUCGUUGUGGGCUUUGUCUUCUGCAUUAUGAGGAUUGUUGGAUUGACUACAGCCAACGCUACCACCAUCGAUCUUGCCUAUGACGUACUCGGACUAGAGGCUCUCUUCCUCGUGCCGCGUAUCUUCUCUCUCUUGAGUCUCAAUCGAUAUUUUGGCACCCUGAUUCCGUGUCUCAAAGAAAUGACCAAGGACUUCAUCAAAUUCCUGUCACUGGUAGUCAUCCUGUACCUGGGGUUUCUAACUACUUUCGUACUGCUGGCUAGAGAUAGUAGGUUCAAUGCGAAGCAGAUGAGUUGGAUCCUGAUCAAGGUCUUCUUCGGUUCUAGCUACCUAGGUUUCGGUGACUCGCCGUUCUUCGGACCUCCUGUAAUGCUUGUUUUCGUCACUUUGACAAACAUCUUGUUGAUUACAAGCCUCAUAUCGCUUUUGAGCAACUCGUUGAGUAAGGUUCUUGAUCAUGCGCGAGAUGAAUAUUUGUUCAUCUAUUCCGUAUACGUGCUCGAAGCAUCAAGCUCGAAUCGAUUGACAUACUUCCUGCCUCCACUGAACCUCAUUCCGCUAGUCAUUCGACCGUUGCGGCUCGUCAUCCCCUCCGAGCGACUCCGGAGCGUCCGGAUCGUCUUGCUCAAGGCCACGCAUCUACCUCUUGUAUUUGCAAUCUGGGCUUACGAGCAGAUGACCGAUACCCGUAAUCUCGAUGUGAAAGUGACAUCUUUCAGCGGACCGCAGACACCAACCCCACCAAAAAAGGCUCUUCGGUUGCCGGUCAACUCUCCACGCCUAUUGAUGGCGGAAGCACCAAACUCAUUUGCGAGGAAGCCCCAGAAGCCCCAGGCACGAGCAGGGUCUACAGAAACCGAUGCUCCAUUGAAGGCACUAGUCCUUAAGCUUUCAACGCAAGUUGAAGAACUUACUGCGAUGGUGUCGCAGCUCCAGCAGCAGCGCGAAGCGAGCACAUCGGUCGCUUGA
Messenger RNA from Alternaria metachromatica, 1950 nucleotides. RefSeq lists its product as uncharacterized. Gene Ontology annotation, cellular component: membrane. Gene Ontology annotation, molecular function: monoatomic ion channel activity. Lineage: Eukaryota; Fungi; Ascomycota; Dothideomycetes; Pleosporales; Pleosporaceae. Bases 1 to 1950 code for a protein of 649 amino acids. The transcript has 12 exons. The record is from RefSeq and is a predicted model, not a curated record. Gene Ontology annotation, biological process: monoatomic ion transport; transmembrane transport.